This is a messenger RNA of Blastomyces dermatitidis ER-3, 648 nucleotides long. RefSeq lists its product as uncharacterized. The transcript has a single exon. The record is from RefSeq and is a predicted model, not a curated record. NCBI's taxonomy places the organism in Eukaryota, Fungi, Ascomycota, Eurotiomycetes, Onygenales, Ajellomycetaceae. The coding region runs from base 1 to 240 and encodes 79 amino acids.
AUGAAUAUAACCAUAACCCGUGGUGUCAACGAUGUCACGGACAUAAUCAUAACCAUAACCACCAAUAUCGACGCCAAAACGAUGGAAAUACCGAUAACGAUGCCAGGCCCCAGUGCCUAUAUGAUGCCAGGCCACAGUGCCUAUAUGAUGCCAGGCCACAGUGCCUACGAUGCCAGGCCCCAGUGCCUAUAUGAUGCCAGGCCCCAGUGCCUACGAUGCCAGGCCCCAGUGCCUAUAUGAUGCCAGGCCCCAGUGCCUACGAUGCCAGGCCCCAGUGCCUAUAUGAUGCCGGGCCACCGAUUGCCCAUAUGAUGACCUAUGCCGAUGACCUAUGCCGAUGACCUAUGCCUAUGCCUAUGACGAUGAAAACCACAAAAAUAAUAAGAAUGAGAUCCCGCGGCGUUAGAACAACUGGGGGUAAUACAGAUACAGGAAGGACGGAUUUGAGCGUUUUUUCUUGCAUAUUCGCGUGUAUUUGCAUGUAUGGAGCUAGUCCUUAUGAGAAAACUAGACUCUACUUUGUGUAAUUAAUUAUUAUUGCAGAUUUGAAUGAUUUGGGCGCUUUUGGCUGCGUGGGUUAACUGGCCUGCGUAGCAUGGGGGGGUGUUGGAGCUACUACACAAGCCCUAACCCACGUGACCCACACAC